Messenger RNA from Artibeus jamaicensis (Jamaican fruit-eating bat), 8592 nucleotides. RefSeq names its product complement C3b/C4b receptor 1 (Knops blood group) (gene CR1). Lineage: Eukaryota; Metazoa; Chordata; Mammalia; Chiroptera; Phyllostomidae. The record is from RefSeq and is a predicted model, not a curated record. Gene Ontology annotation, biological process: negative regulation of complement activation, classical pathway.
GCUUUGCUAGAUUUUGUUUCUGUAUAUGGGUCCCUACUCUAAGUUGGUCUCUGGGAGGCAAAUUGGCCAGGAACAGUGUAAAUUGUGAGUAAACAAGACCUGCCCAUUAAGGGGAAGCUGUGGUCAAAAGCUUUUUGUCCCGGAACCCUAACAGCGCUCUCCACACUCCGAGGGCACAGCCCUGACUGCGGUCUCUGUCCUCUGAGCCGAGCUUUCCCAUGACUUGGAUUUUCUUCCAGACUGCAUCGGGUUCCUAGAGGUGCUUGGGGAAGAUGGGAGACUCCCCUUCGAAGAGCCAGGAGUCUCUCUGGCCGCUGGCGCCCCUUCUCUCCUGCUCCGGAGGAGCCCUCCUGGUGGUUCGGGUACUGCUUGAACUGCCGGCAGCCUGGGGUCAGUGCAAACCCCCAGCUUAUUUUGAAACAGCCAGACCUACAAGGCCAAUUAAUGCAGAUGAGUUUCCCAUUGGAACAUCUUUGCAGUAUGAAUGCCGCCCUGGUUUCCAGAAGAGAAGUUUCUUUAUCACCUGCCUAGAAAACUCGGCCUGGUCAAAACCUCAUCGAACCUGUUCACGUAAAUCAUGUGGAUCUCCUCCAGAACCCAUAAAUGGCAAAAUGGAAGUAACUGGAGGCACCCAGUUUGGAUCAAUUAUUAAUUACUCUUGUAAUGAAGGAUACCGACUCAUUGGUGAAUCCUCUGCUGCAUGCAUCAUUGUAGGCAAUAUUGUCGCCUGGGAUAACAAAGCACCUAUUUGUGAGAGUAUUAAAUGUGAGCCACCCCCAGCCAUCUCCCACGGGGAUUUCUUUAGCAUCAACAGAGAGUAUUUUCCUUACGGAACGGUGGUGAAAUAUCGCUGCAAUCCUACAAAGACAAGGGAAAAGUUUGUCCUCGUGGGUGACGAGUCAAUAUAUUGCACCAGCAAAGACAAUCGUUUUGGCACCUGGAGCGGCCCUCCACCUCAGUGCCUCAUACCUAAUAAAUGCACCCCUCCAGACAUUGAAAAUGGAAUAAGGGUAUCUGAGAACAGAAGCUUCUUCUCCUUAAAUGAAAUCGUGAGGUUUAGGUGUGAGCCUGGCUUUGUCAUGAAAGGACCCUCCAGUGUGCGAUGCCAGGCCCAAAACAAAUGGGAGCCAGAGUUGCCCAGCUGCUCCCGGGUAUGUGAGCCACCUCCAGAAAUCCUGAAUGGUAAGCUCACCCUCAGUGACAAGGACAACUUCUCCCCUGGGCAGGAAGUGUUCUACAGCUGUGAGCCUGGCUAUGACCUCAGAGGGGCUGCCUCUCUGCGCUGUACGCCCCAGGGGGACUGGAGCCCCGCAGCGCCCAGAUGUGCAGUGAAAUCAUGUGUGAAAUUCCUGGACGAACUUCCUAAUGGCCAUGUGCUCUUUCCACUUAAUCUCGAGCUUGGAGCAAAAGUGUCCUUCGUUUGUGAUGAGGGAUUCCAUCUAAAAGGCAAUUCUGCUAGUCAUUGUGUCUUGGCUGGAAUGGAAAGCCUUUGGAAUAGCAGUGUCCCUGUGUGUGAACAAAUCUUAUGUCCAAACCCACCAGAUAUCGAUAAUGGAAGACACACAGGAGAACCUCUGGAAAUCUUUCCUUAUGGAAAAGAAGUAACUUACACAUGUGACCCCCACAAAGACAGAGGGACGACCUUCAUUCUCAGUGGGGAGAGCACCAUACGCUGCACAAGUGACAGUCAAGGGAAUGGGAUUUGGAGCAGCCCUGCCCCUCGCUGUGGACAUCCAGGUUACUGUAAUGCCCCAGGUCAUUUUCAAUUUGCUAAGCUGAAAAUCCAAACCAAUGAAUUUGAGUUUCCUGUUGGGACAUCACUACAGUAUGAAUGCCUCCCUGGGUACUAUAGAAAGUCAUUCUCUAUCAGUUGUCUAGACAACCUGGAGUGGUCAAGUGCCAAGGAUGUCUGUCAACGUAAAGUAUGUAAAACUCCUCCAGAUCCAUUGAAUGGCAUGGUACAUGUAGACACAAACACCCAGUUUGGAUCCAGAAUUAAUUAUACUUGUAAUAGAGGGUACAGUCUCAUUGGCCACGCAUCUGCCCAAUGUAUCCUCUCGGGUAAUACUGUCAUUUGGGAUAUGGAGCCACCAUUCUGUGAACGUAUUCAUUGCAGGCCACCCCCGGGCAUCACCAACGGAGAUUUCUUUAGCACCAACAGAGAGUAUUUUCCUUACGGAACGGUGGUGAAAUAUCGCUGCAAUCCUACAAAGACAAGGGAAAAGUUUGUCCUCUUGGGUGACGAGUCAAUAUAUUGCACCAGCAAAGACAAUCGUUUUGGCACCUGGAGCGGCCCUCCACCUCAGUGCUUCAUACCUAAUAAAUGCACCCCUCCAGACAUUGAAAAUGGAAUAAGGGUGUCUGAGAACAGAAGCUUCUUCUCCUUAAAUGAAAUCGUGAGGUUUAGGUGUGAGCCUGGCUUUGUCAUGAAAGGACCCUCCAGUGUGCGAUGCCAGGCCCAAAACAAAUGGGAGCCAGAGUUGCCCAGCUGCUCCCGGGUAUGUCAGCUGCCUCCAGAAAUCAUUCAUGGUAAGCACACCCUCAGUGACAAGGACAACUUCUCCCCUGGGCAGGAAGUGUUCUACAGCUGUGAGCCUGGCUAUGACCUCAGAGGGGCGGCCUCUCUGCGCUGUACACCCCAGGGGGACUGGAGCCCCGCAGCGCCCAGAUGUACAGUGAAAUCAUGUGCGAAAUUCCUGGACGAACUUCCUAAUGGCCAUGUGCUCUUUCCACUUAAUCUCGAGCUUGGAGCAAAAGUGUCCUUCGUUUGUGAUGAGGGAUUCCAUCUAAAAGGCAAUUCUGCUAGUCAUUGUGUCUUGGCUGGAAUGGAAAGCCUUUGGAAUAGCAGUGUCCCUGUGUGUGAACAAAUCUUAUGUCCAAAUCCACCAGAUAUCCAUAAUGGAAGGCACACAGGAAAACCUCUGGAAAUCUUUCCUUAUGGAAAAGAAGUAACUUACACAUGUGACCCCCACAAAGACAGAGGGACGACCUUCAUUCUCAGUGGGGAGAGCACCAUACGCUGCACAAGUGACAGUCAAGGGAAUGGGAUUUGGAGCAGCCCUGCCCCUCGCUGUGGACAUCCAGGUUACUGUAAUGCCCCAGGUCAUUUUCAAUUUGCUAAGCUGAAAAUCCAAACCAAUGAAUUUGAGUUUCCUGUUGGGACAUCACUACAGUAUGAAUGCUCCCCUGGGUACUAUAGAAAGUCAUUCUCUAUCAGUUGUCUAGACAACCUGGAGUGGUCAAGUGCCAAGGAUGUCUGUCAACGUAAAGUAUGUAAAACUCCUCCAGAUCCAUUGAAUGGCAUGGUACAUGUAGACACAAACACCCAGUUUGGAUCCAGAAUUAAUUAUACUUGUAAUAGAGGGUACAGUCUCAUUGGCCACGCAUCUGCCCAAUGUAUCCUCUCGGGUAAUACUGUCAUUUGGGAUAUGGAGCCACCAUUCUGUGAACGUAUUCAUUGCAGGCCACCCCCGGGCAUCACCAACGGAGAUUUCUUUAGCACCAACAGAGAGUAUUUUCCUUACGGAACGGUGGUGAAAUAUCGCUGCAAUCCUACAAAGACAAGGGAAAAGUUUGUCCUCGUGGGUGACGAGUCAAUAUAUUGCACCAGCAAAGACAAUCGUUUUGGCACCUGGAGCGGCCCUCCACCUCAGUGCUUCAUACCUAAUAAAUGCACCCCUCCAGACAUUGAAAAUGGAAUAAGGGUGUCUGAGAACAGAAGCUUCUUCUCCUUAAAUGAAAUCGUGAGGUUUAGGUGUGAGCCUGGCUUUGUCAUGAAAGGACCCUCCAGUGUGCGAUGCCAGGCCCAAAACAAAUGGGAGCCAGAGUUGCCCAGCUGCUCCCGGGUAUGUCAGCUGCCUCCAGAAAUCGUUCAUGGUAAGCACACCCUCAGUGACAAGGACAACUUCUCCCCUGGGCAGGAAGUGUUCUACAGCUGUGAGCCUGGCUAUGACCUCAGAGGGGCGGCCUCUCUGCGCUGUACACCCCAGGGGGACUGGAGCCCCGCAGCGCCCAGAUGUGCAGUGAAAUCAUGUGCGAAAUUCCUGGACAAACUUCCUAAUGGCCAUGUGCUCUUUCCACUUAAUCUCGAGCUUGGAGCAAAAGUGUCCUUCGUUUGUGAUGAGGGAUUCCAUCUAAAAGGCAAUUCUGCUAGUCAUUGUGUCUUGGCUGGAAUGGAAAGCCUUUGGAAUAGCAGUGUCCCUGUGUGUGAACAAAUCUUAUGUCCAAAUCCACCAGAUAUCCAUAAUGGAAGGCACACAGGAAAACCUCUGGAAAUCUUUCCUUAUGGAAAAGAAGUAACUUACACAUGUGACCCCCACAAAGACAGAGGGACGACCUUCAUUCUCAGUGGGGAGAGCACCAUACGCUGCACAAGUGACAGUCAAGGGAAUGGGAUUUGGAGCAGCCCUGCCCCUCGCUGUGGACAUCCAGGUUACUGUAAUGCCCCAGGUCAUUUUCAAUUUGCUAAGCUGAAAAUCCAAACCAAUGAAUUUGAGUUUCCUGUUGGGACAUCACUACAGUAUGAAUGCCUCCCUGGGUACUAUAGAAAGUCAUUCUCUAUCAGUUGUCUAGACAACCUGGAGUGGUCAAGUGCCAAGGAUGUCUGUCAACGUAAAGUAUGUAAAACUCCUCCAGAUCCAUUGAAUGGCAUGGUACAUGUAGACACAAACACCCAGUUUGGAUCCAGAAUUAAUUAUACUUGUAAUAGAGGGUACAGUCUCAUUGGCCACGCAUCUGCCCAAUGUAUCCUCUCGGGUAAUACUGUCAUUUGGGAUAUGGAGCCACCAUUCUGUGAACGUAUUCAUUGCAGGCCACCCCCGGGCAUCACCAACGGAGAUUUCUUUAGCACCAACAGAGAGUAUUUUCCUUACGGAACGGUGGUGAAAUAUCGCUGCAAUCCUACAAAGACAAGGGAAAAGUUUGUCCUCGUGGGUGACGAGUCAAUAUAUUGCACCAGCAAAGACAAUCGUUUUGGCACCUGGAGCGGCCCUCCACCUCAGUGCUUCAUACCUAAUAAAUGCACCCCUCCAGACAUUGAAAAUGGAAUAAGGGUGUCUGAGAACAGAAGCUUCUUCUCCUUAAAUGAAAUCGUGAGGUUUAGGUGUGAGCCUGGCUUUGUCAUGAAAGGACCCUCCAGUGUGCGAUGCCAGGCCCAAAACAAAUGGGAGCCAGAGUUGCCCAGCUGCUCCCGGGUAUGUCAGCUGCCUCCAGAAAUCGUUCAUGGUAAGCACACCCUCAGUGACAAGGACAACUUCUCCCCUGGGCAGGAAGUGUUCUACAGCUGUGAGCCUGGCUAUGACCUCAGAGGGGCGGCCUCUCUGCGCUGUACACCCCAGGGGGACUGGAGCCCCGCAGCGCCCAGAUGUGCAGUGAAAUCAUGUGCGAAAUUCCUGGACAAACUUCCUAAUGGCCAUGUGCUCUUUCCACUUAAUCUCGAGCUUGGAGCAAAAGUGUCCUUCGUUUGUGAUGAGGGAUUCCAUCUAAAAGGCAGUUCUGCUAGUCAUUGUGUCUUGGCUGGAAUGGAAAGCCUUUGGAAUAGCAGUGUCCCUGUGUGUGAACAAAUCUUCUGUCCAAAUCCUCCAGCAAUCCUUAAUGGGAACCACACAGGAACUUCUCUGAGAAACAUUCCCUAUGGAAAAGAAAUAUCUUACACAUGUGACUCCCAUGCUGACAGAGGGAUGACCUUCAAUCUCAUAGGGGAGAGCACCAUCCGCUGCACAAGUGACAGUCACGGGAAUGGGAUUUGGAGUGGCCCUCCCCCUCACUGUGAACUUUCUGUUCCUCUUGGUUACUGUAAAGCUCCAGAACAAUUUCUAUUUGCCACGCCUACAGCCCUAACUGAUGGGUCUGAGUUUCCAGUUGGGACAUCUUUGAACUACAAAUGUUCCCCUGGGUAUUUUGAGAAUAUGUUCUCUAUCACCUGUUUAGAAAAGUUGGUCUGGUCAAGUGCCAAAAGUAUCUGUAAACGAAAAUCAUGUGGAACUCCACCUGAACCCAUCAAUGGCAUGGUACAUAUAAACACAGAUACCCAGUUUGGAUCAACAGUUAAUUAUUCUUGUAAUGAAGGACAUCGACUUCUUGGCUCUCCAUCUGCUGCUUGUGUCCUCUCAGGCAGUAAUGUCACUUGGGAUAAGGAGGCACCUGUUUGCCAGAAAAUCUUUUGUCCAAAUCCUCCGGCAAUCCUUAAUGGGAGCCACACAGGAACUUCUCUGAGAAACAUUCCUUAUGGAAAAGAAAUAUCUUAUACAUGUGACUCCCAUGCUGACAGAGGGAAGACUUUCAAUCUCAUUGGGGAGAGCACCAUCCACUGCACAAGUGAUAGUCACGGGAACGGGAUUUGGAGUGGCCCUGCCCCUCGCUGUGAACUUACUGGUUCUACUGUAUGCCCACCCCCACCCAGGAUGCACAAUGGGCAUUAUGCUGGAGGGGAUGCAUCUCCAUAUCUUCCUGGGAUGAGUGUCAACUACGUUUGUGACCCAGGCUACCUGUUGGUGGGAAAAGCCUACAUUUUCUGUACACAUGAGGGAACCUGGAGCCAAUCUGACCAUUAUUGUAAAGUUUCAGAGGUAAAAUGUAGCCUCCCACAGUUUAUGAAUGGAAUCCAGAAGGGGUUGGAAAUGAGCAAAGAAUUUAAAUACAGAGAAAAUGUAACCUUGGAGUGUGAAGAUGGGUAUACUCUGGAAGGCAGUCCCUGGAGCCAGUGCCAGGCGAAUAACACCUGGGACCCUCCUCUGGCCACAUGUACAUUUCGCUCACGUAACACUCUCAUUAUUGGCACAUCCUUUGGUGUGAUCUUUAUUGUACUCAUCAUUGUUUCCUGCUGGAUGAUUCUAAGACACAAAAAAGGCUGUAAUAAAGAUGAAGAACCUAAAGAAGUGAAUAUCCAUUUACAACCCCAAGAAGGCAGCUGUGAUCAUGCACAAAGUGUGCAAACAAAUCAGGAACAUAGCAGUGUCAUUCCUGGACAAAGUACUAAAAAGCUGGAGAACUCCUCAAAUUAAAAUCAUCAUUGGAAAAGAGCCAAUUCAUUUCAACAGAAUUAGACCUGGCAUUCAUAAAACCAUUGAAGUGACUUCACAGAGAUGCAGACAUGUGCACUUGAAGAUGCUGAAGCUCUCCCGAUAUCUCAGGAAGCUCCAUCCUCUUAGUUUGGACACUGUCACUCCUCCAUCUUCCUUCUUUGUGCUGAAAGCACACAGCGUCUGGUCGGUGGAAACACUGCACUUAGAAUAUAUAAGUAGUGUCAAUUACUCAAAAGAAGAAGGUGUAGCCUAGAAUUUCUGUUUAUAAGUUUGUCAUUUGUCUUUCUUAUGUUUAAUUUUUUAUGUAGAUGACUCUUGAACAAUGUGGGGGGUAAGUAGUGCCACCUAAAUAAAAAUGCUGUUUCCGAUCUGUGGUUUGCUAAAUCCUGGAUGCAAAAUCCCAGGAUAUGGAGGGCCACCUAUGUGGUUAGUGAAAAAUAUCCACAUAUAAGUGGGCCCAUGCAGUUCAAACUCCUGCUGUUCAACUGUUAACUAUAAUAUGGAAUGGACUCAUUAAGGAGAAUUUAGAAAAUGCAGGAGGAAGAUAUUAAAAAAACAAAUGUCACCUAUAACUAUACUACCCAAUGAUAACCACAAUUAAUGUUUUAAUUCACAUUCUUUCUUUAUAUAUGUUUCUUUAUAUACACACAUAUCUAUGUCUCUUAAAUACCUUUUUUUGUUUAUAGAGCAGAAUCUACUCUUUUUUAGAUUCAUGUAAAUGUAUGCUAUAGCAGUUUUCACUUUCUCAAAGAAAAAUAAGUAAUUUCCAUUUAUUAAAAAGGCAUUAAAUGACUAUAGGAAAGGUGGGUCAAGAAUAUUCAAGAGAAAUAUCUGGAAAAAAUAAGUUUUGUGUAUUUUCUAAGGUCUAUUUCAAAAGACUUUGUACUAUGUUCUGUUUUAAAAACAUACUAAAACUUAAAUAAAAUCAUAAUUUAUAUAUAGAAGUAUCUUAUUUUUAAUGAAUUCAGAAUAAACUAAAUUUACUAAGAAACAUGACUUUAAAGAAUUUAUCAGGUUAGUAGACAUGUAUCAACGCAUUCUUAAUAAGUAGCCCCAGAGUCUUUAAAAAAUCCACAUCCUUAUAGAUCAAAAAUUCAUUUGGUAUGAUAUUAUGGGCCAUGCUGAUGACAUCUAGAAAAUAUUAGUCUUUCUGGAUUUUAAGAAUAGAUUUGUGUGUGACUACUGCCAACUUCUGUGUGAUUCUGGCUUCAGUAGUUGUUUUUAAAGCAUAUUCUGCCACAUUUACACUAAUAAAUAUAAACAGUGAAUUGGACAUAAUCUAAGAAGGUCAAAUUAAAAUCAUGUAAGAGAGACAAAAAAAAGCAUAACCAACAAGUCAGCUGACAAAGUGAGAGAAAAAAAUGCAACAUAUCACAGAUGAAUGGUCAUGGGAUUAACUGAGAGUUAAUAAUUCAAAGACCAACCCUCCCCUUCUUCUCCCAAAGUGGGCAAAAGAUAUUUCUACAAGUCAAAGAAAAAAGACAGAAAGAAAGAAAAGAAAGAUAGGAAAGAAAGGGGGAAAAGAGGAGGAAUGAAGAAAAAAAGAAAAGAAAGGAAGAGAAAGAAAAGA